Hippopotamus amphibius kiboko is the source of this 1967-nucleotide messenger RNA. RefSeq names its product hydroxysteroid 17-beta dehydrogenase 12 (gene HSD17B12). NCBI's taxonomy places the organism in Eukaryota, Metazoa, Chordata, Mammalia, Artiodactyla, Hippopotamidae. Gene Ontology annotation, molecular function: oxidoreductase activity. The transcript is spliced from 11 exons. Gene Ontology annotation, cellular component: endoplasmic reticulum. The record is from RefSeq and is a predicted model, not a curated record. The coding region runs from base 128 to 1066 and encodes 312 amino acids.
AAAGCGGCUCAGGAACUGCGCCUAUGACCGUCGCGCGCACCUCACGGCCGUAGCUGCAGGCGCUGCUUCCCGGGUUAAUUCCUUCGCUUCCUCCGUUCGCGAAGGGAGUGAGGCCCGGAGGGGAGCCAUGGAGCGCGCUUUGCCUGCUGCCGGCUUCCUGUACUGGGUGGGCGCGGGCACCGUGGCCUACCUGGCCCUGCGCAUCUCGUAUUCGCUCUUCACGGCCCUUCGGGCCUGGGGGUUGGGUCACGAGGCGAGGGUCGGCCCGGGGCUCGGCGAAUGGGCAGUUGUCACAGGUAGUACUGAUGGAAUUGGAAAAUCAUAUGCAGAAGAGUUAGCAAGGCAUGGAAUGAAGAUUGUCCUUAUCAGCAGAUCACAGGACAAACUGAACCAGGUUUCCAGUGAAAUCAGAGAAAAAUUCAAAGUGGAAACAAAGACCAUUGCUGUUGACUUUACGUCAGAAGAUAUUUAUGAUGAAAUUAAAACAAGCUUGGCAGGUCUUGAAGUUGGCGUUUUAGUGAACAAUGUGGGAAUGUCAUAUGUGUAUCCGGAAUACUUUUUGGAUGUUCCUGACUUGGACAAUACCAUCAAGAAACUGAUCAAUGUUAAUAUUCUUUCUGUUUGCAAGAUGACACGGUUGGUACUGCCUGGCAUGGUAGAAAGAUCUAAAGGGGCAAUUCUGAACAUCUCCUCUGCCAGUGGCAUGUACCCAGUUCCACUGUUGACCCUCUACUCUGCCACCAAGGCUUUUGUAGAUUUCUUCUCUCAGUGCCUCCAUGAGGAAUAUAAGAGCAAGGGCAUCUUUGUGCAGAGUGUCCUGCCCUUCUACGUAGCUACAAAACUGGCUAAAAUUCGAAAGCCAACUUUGGAUAAGCCCUCUUCAGAGACGUUUGUGAAGUCUGCCAUUAAAACCGUAGGCGUGCAAUCCCGAACCAACGGAUACCUGAUCCAUUCUCUUAUGGCCUCAGUAUUCUCAAUCCUGCCUUCCUGGCUGUAUUUUAAAGUAACCAUGAAUGUAGUCAGCUCCACCCGGACUCUCUACCUGAAGAAAAGGAAGAAGAACUAAGCAUUGGCAACUGCGCUGAGUAACUUGGCCAGAUGCUCCAGCCUAAGCAUGUUGGCUACAAGGCACUCACCGUCUCCAAGUCUUCAGUUGUCAUGUUAGCGAACAGCUACCAAAGAAGCUAAAGGUCGUCUUAAUUGGGAGGAAAGCAGAAGUUGCUUUCAGGAGUUCCUGAUAUAGAUUCGCAUGCUCCCAGGAGUUAUUUUGAAGUUUUAACAUAAAUGCUCAUAUCAAAUGGAUACAGAACUAACAUUAGCAAGAACCGCUACUAGGAAGGGACAUGAUUAUAGCAAAUCGCUGAACGAUAGAAUGCGACACAAGGCUCGAGUUUCAUCUGGUCCAGAAUGCCAGUGAUGAUUAUGCUUGUAUUUUCUCUGAAACAUACUUUUAAAAGGAAUGGCCAGCUACCCUUUUUUGUUUUUAACACGUUGAGGGUGUGGGGAUUAAUUGCUUUACUUAUGGGAGGACACACUGCAAUUUGAAUAGCACUCUGUAAGGUUUUCUAAAAGCAUGUCCUGGUUUGUACAUUUAUGUAGAACUUACCUUUCUCAAGGGUAGCCAAUGAUGUAAAAGUAAUGAUGAAAUAUGGAGUUACUUUUGACACAUGUUGCCCACUAAAAUAUGCUUUUCUCUAAUACAUGUCUUCUCAGUUUAAACGUAUGUAAAUACCAAAUGCUAUAUGGUGUGAUUUAUAAAGGUAAAUGGGCCAGAAUGUACAUGGAUGGGCAGCCCCUCCAGUGCCACUAAAACCCUGACCCGGGAAGGUGGGCUGCUUGGACGCCGGCUUCUUUGUGUCUGCUCUGCACCAGUACUGCUCACAUGAUGUUAGAGUGGCACUGCAGUUUUAAAUAGGCACCCUAUAGAUAUUGAUACAAUUAGUUUUAAUAAAAGAUGAUAUAACCAU